UAACAUUCUGGGUUGGUAAGAAGUUAUACUAUAAAUUCAUUAGAUGAUGUUUCCUCCCUACAUUAACUGAAGACUAACGAGAAGAUGUAUUCUCUUUUGUUUUUGUGUGCCGCGCUCACUUGCGUUUGGGGUGGAGACCCAAUUCUAGGACAAGAUCCACUUCAGAGUCCACAACAGUCUAUAGAUCUCACCUUUGGUGAUAUGAUGUUGACUGCUAAACAAAAGGAAGCUUUAAAGUCUGGUAAAGACAUGGGUGGAAGUUCAAAUGCUUUUGCUGCAGUAACGGGAAAUAAUCUUCGAUGGACCAAUGCUGUCAUUCCCUAUGAGAUUGAUUGCUCUAUCGAGAAUCUUGCGGACGCCGUGGAUUCAGUUAACAAAGCAAUGGCAGAAUGGGAAGCGAAAACAUGCAUACGAUUUGUGAAAAGAACGAACGAAAAAUAUUUUCUCAAAUUUUUUAGAGAUACCCAUUGCUGGGGAAAUGUUGGUAUGUCGUCAUACACAAGAAUAUCUGUCGGUGACGGUUGUGAGUAUCAACAUGUCAUGACUCAUGAGAUCGGUCACGUGGUUGGUUUUUAUCAUGAACAAAAUCGAAAGGACAGAGACCAGUUUAUUAAAGUUCACUGGGAAAACAUAGGUCGUUUCAAAGAUGCAUUCGAUAUUGUGAAAAACACAGACUCGCUUGGAGUCCCUUAUGAUUACGAAUCCAUCAUGCACUAUCCCUGGAAUGCUUUCUCAUCGAAUGGUAAAGACACUAUAAGUCCGCUUAAACCUUUAAACGGAAAGACUCCAUAUAUUGCUCUUAGCAAGGCGGACGCUCAGCAAACAUCUCUCAUGUACAACUGUCCAGCUAUCGAGCGAAAACGCAAACAAUCAAGAAUGAGGCGCCAUAUCGGUGAUCUUAAAAACAAACGUGAUAUUAACGAUUGUGUUGACAAAAACAAAUACUGCGCAGAUUGGGCUAAGCACGGACAAUGCUCAACAAGUACAUAUGUUCAAGAGAACUGCAAACUAAGUUGUGCAUCUCCAUCAUGCAAAGGAAGCAAUUGUAUUGACAGGAAACAGUUCUGUCCAGACUGGAAGAGAAGUGGUCACUGUAGCACCAAUCCGACUGUUGCCAGAUUGUGUCAAAAAAGCUGCAACCCAACUUGUGCAGGAACUACACCAACCCAACCUCCUACCCAAGCCCCACCAACACAAGGACCUGUACCAACAAGCAGACCGAAAGGAAAAUUUUUAGGAACAGGAAAGUUGUGUGUUGACAAUAAUGCACAAUGUUCAACUUGGGCUACACAAGGCGAGUGUCAAUCUAAUCCUGGUUGGAUGAACAAAAAUUGUAUGAAAUCCUGCAAGGUGCAAGACUGUGACAAUGGAAUUCAACGACCACCAGGCCGAUGUACAAAUCCUCUUGGUUUGGCAUGGGAUGGAACCAAUAAUUUCAAAAUUCCUGACUCAGCAUUUUACUCACCAUCGCACCUUAUUCCAGGUACAUGGCAAGCACAUGCGAAAAACGCUCGUCUAUAUUACAAAGACGAUCACACAAACAAAAGAAUCGGAGCCUGGUGUGCAGAGUCUCAUGAUUCCGCUAAAUCAGCAAAUGGCUAUGUGCAGGUUGAUUUGGGUCAAAGGAAAACUAUAACAUAUAUAGCAACUCAGGGACGAGACAAGUAUUUCGAGAGAGUUUCAAAGUUUAAAAUUCAAUACAGCGACAAUGGAUCAAACUUCCAAACAUACCAGCAUAACGGCGCCGAUAAGGUAUUCGAUGGUAAUUGCGAUCACGUGACUCCAGUUCUAAACAAGUUCACCAAUCCUAUACAAGCAAGAUAUGUUCGUUAUAUCCCAAUCGAAUGGAACUUUCCGUGCGUGAGAAUGGAAUUGUACGGUUGUUAAUGUGACGAAAAAAUAAACUAUAAUGAAUAAAAA
Hydractinia symbiolongicarpus is the source of this 1920-nucleotide messenger RNA. RefSeq names its product zinc metalloproteinase nas-14-like. The record is from RefSeq and is a predicted model, not a curated record. Gene Ontology annotation, biological process: proteolysis. Gene Ontology annotation, molecular function: zinc ion binding; metalloendopeptidase activity. The transcript has 15 exons. The coding region runs from base 85 to 1887 and encodes 600 amino acids. NCBI's taxonomy places the organism in Eukaryota, Metazoa, Cnidaria, Hydrozoa, Anthoathecata, Hydractiniidae.